Molecule: messenger RNA, 1557 nt
Organism: Fusarium verticillioides 7600
Lineage: Eukaryota; Fungi; Ascomycota; Sordariomycetes; Hypocreales; Nectriaceae
Exons: 4
Coding region: 1-1557 (518 amino acids)
Molecular function (GO): monooxygenase activity; iron ion binding; oxidoreductase activity, acting on paired donors, with incorporation or reduction of molecular oxygen
Source: RefSeq, a predicted model, not a curated record
AUGUUCAGAUUCGCCGGUGAACUCGACGCCCUGCCUUUUAUCAUGGAUCCCGCAGCCCACAGAGUCCGCCGUGGCCGCCAAACCGUCUUCGACGCCAUUCUAGACGCUGAGCCCGAUCACUCAACGAAGGGACUGGUCGAUGUAGCAUUUUCCCUCGUCAUAGGCGGUACUGAGACUACAGUGACGACCAUUACAUAUGGAGUUUGGUGCAUUCUGAAGAAUCCCAAUGUUGAGAAGAAGAUGCUCGAGGAGCUUCGCACGGUUGAGACGAACAGCGAUGGGCUGGUGGAGUAUCCGAAUCUGAUGAAUCUACCAUAUCUGACCGCGGUGAUUCACAAGACUCUUCGCAUCUCCUCUCCAGCACCAGGCAUCCUCACACGUCUCGUGUCCUCUGGAGGAACAAAAUAUGGCAGCCACUUCCUCCCCGCGGAUACUUCCGUAUCAACAGCCCAACGUCUGAUCCAUUACGACCCAGUCCUGUUUCCUGAACCCGAGACCUUCAUGCCCGAACGAUGGCUUGACAACAGCGAUAAGGCUUCCAAGAAGAACCUGAUCCCUUUCGGCAAGGGCCCACGUAUGUGCGUUGGCCUAAACUUGUCCUACAUGCAAGCCUACGUCUUCCUGGGGAACCUCAUUCGACGAUUCGACCUGAGCUUGCAGGACAAGGACCAGGGCAUACUUCGUUGGAAGGACUGUAUUGCUCUUCAUAUUGAGGAUGAUGUUUUGAUCAAGGUCAAUGGGCUUCGUGCUCUGGGCUGGGAGAUCGAGGGUAUGCAUUCAGAAGUUCAUCACAUGGAACCAGACUGGUCUGAAUUUAUGUUUGGAUCUCCACAAGACAUACCAUCAACCCCUGCAAACUCUAGAGAUUUCAGUCAUGACACAACGUUCGAUUUGGCCGUCAGCAUGAACCAAAUUUUGAACUCGCCCGGAAGCUUCCUGACUUCACCUCCUCUAGAAAGUAUGUUCAAUGACGACCUCCAUCCUCACGAUAGCAUCUCUUUCCCACAGUCGGCUAUAUCAAACAGUGGAACUUGGCCGACGAGGACAGAACAACUCCAUGUCCAUGGUCUCUCAGACGAUAGGAUAUCAUGUCAAUGUUCUAUCACUCCCAUGAAAACAUGGGAGGCCCUCACAAUCAACGUCUCUUCCAAGCACCCCACGUCUCAAAGAUCAAUACAGGCUCAAAAGGCAGCUAUAUCAAGAUGUGAGGAGUUGGUUCACUGUUCAAAGUGCGCUUCUCAACCACGAAAUGUCAUUCUUCUCAUCGAUAUCUGUGCGAAGCUGCUGGAUAGUCUUAGGUUGCAGGACCGAGAUCUUCAAGCCGACCACCAGCUGAGUGAUCAUCGAUCAGCGGUGUAUGAGAUGGUCAAUAACCAGGACGGCGAUGGUGAUGGUCAUGUACGAAGGAACUUAUGGACUUCAAGGAUGAGAAGACUGGGUCGGUUGAUAGCAAAGGUCAGUGAAUUGUUAGAUGGGGAUCAGUGGUCUGCUCAGAGGAGACUUCUACAGAAUGCUCAAUUGAGAUUUACAGGCGUUAUGUUUGGCUGGCAGCAUUAG